Messenger RNA from Tachyglossus aculeatus (Australian echidna), 1040 nucleotides. RefSeq names its product H6 family homeobox 2 (gene HMX2). Bases 1 to 969 code for a protein of 322 amino acids. Gene Ontology annotation, molecular function: RNA polymerase II transcription regulatory region sequence-specific DNA binding; DNA-binding transcription factor activity, RNA polymerase II-specific. The transcript has 3 exons. Lineage: Eukaryota; Metazoa; Chordata; Mammalia; Monotremata; Tachyglossidae. The record is from RefSeq and is a predicted model, not a curated record. Gene Ontology annotation, biological process: regulation of transcription by RNA polymerase II. Gene Ontology annotation, cellular component: nucleus.
AUGAGCAGGAAGGAAGAGCCCGGCAAAUGUUUCCCGGCGGCGGCGGCGGCGGCGGCGGCGGCCCCCGGCUCCAGCUUCACCAUCCAGUCCAUCCUGGGCGGCGGCUCCUCGGAAGGGCCCCGGGAGGUCGGGGCGGGGGGCCCGGCGGGGGCCGCGGCGGGGCCGGGCCGGACCCGCAGGAAGCGGAGCCUGUCCGUGUCGUCCGAGGAGGAGGAGCCCGACGAAGGCUGGAAGCCCCUCGGCUGCUUCUGCCCGGACUCGAGCCUGGGCCCCGAGGCCCCCGGCCGGCCGAGCCCCCCGAGCCCCCCGAGCCCCCCGAGCCCCCCGACCCGCCCGCGCCGCCCGCCCAUCGCUUUCACCUGUCUCGCUCCUUUCCCUGGGACGGGCCGGGGCUGUCCCGCGGGGCCGUGGCGGCGGCCCGUCGGUUACCGUUCCCGCGCCUGUUCCUUCCAAGGUGCCGCCCCCGCCCAGGGCGGAGCCGGGCCGGACAGCCAGGCCAGGCCGGCGUUCCCGGCCGCGUCGCCGCCGGAGCCGCAGGAGGCCGGCCGCGAGAAGCUCCCGGCCGCGGGGGCCCCGUCGGCGGGCGCCGCCAAGAAGAAGACGCGCACCGUGUUCUCCCGCAGCCAGGUGUACCAGCUGGAGUCCACCUUCGACCUGAAGCGCUACCUGAGCAGCUCGGAGCGGGCCUGCCUCGCCUCCAGCCUGCAGCUCACCGAGACCCAGGUCAAGACGUGGUUCCAGAACCGCCGCAACAAGUGGAAGCGGCAGCUGGCGGCCGAGCUGGAGGCGGCCAACGUGGCCCACGCCUCGGCCCAGACCCUGGUGGGCAUGCCCCUCGUGUUCCGAGACAGUUCCUUGCUGCGGGUGCCCGUGCCCCGCACCCUCGCCUUCCCCGCCCCUCUCUACUACCCGGGCAGCAACCUGUCCGCCUUACCGCUUUACAACCUCUACGGUAAGAUCGACUACUGACCGGCCCGCCGGCUCGCCCCCUUUCCCUGCCAGAUUGAUCCCUUUCUCCCUCCUCUUCCCCAUCUCCCUGC